Molecule: messenger RNA, 1827 nt
Organism: Acanthaster planci (crown-of-thorns starfish)
Lineage: Eukaryota; Metazoa; Echinodermata; Asteroidea; Valvatida; Acanthasteridae
Gene: pgap3
Product: post-GPI attachment to proteins phospholipase 3
Biological process (GO): GPI anchor biosynthetic process
Cellular component (GO): endoplasmic reticulum membrane
Molecular function (GO): hydrolase activity, acting on ester bonds
Source: RefSeq, a predicted model, not a curated record
AUUUUGGGCUAUAUAUUCGUGUUAAGUUGCCUCUUUAACGACCAAUGAAUUGAAGUCGGUGUCCAAAAUGAGUUUUCUGAGCUACGGCUAGGGUAGUGUCUGUGUGUCUCUUCAUAUGUUUUUUCCAAUGGGGUGGCAUAGCUCUAGAUAACAGAUUCGAUCGCGUGCGCUGCCACUUGCGCGUUUGGGCUACAUUCACUGUGUCAACCACGAGUCGCAUGUUUUAUACAUGACCUAACUCACUUCAGUUCAGAGCUUGGGAAUGAACUGAGAUGGCUGUUUCAUCAACAACUGUGAUGCAUCUGGUUGCAGUCUCCUUCCUCCUCACAAUUUGGCUCCACCCACUCAGUGUGAAUGCAUCUUGGGGUGACCAGCAUCAUGUCUUCCGGAAUUAUCGUCGUUACUGCCUAAAUAUCAAUUGCAGCACAGAUUCUAAACUGGACAGAUUCAAUUCGAGACAACCACUGUACCUGAGAUUGCUAGGCUGGGACUGUUGGUCUGAGUGUACGUACGAAAGUAUGUGGCAUCUUACACAAAAGACUCUGGAUGAGAUGGGAAAAGUACCACAGUUUUAUGGAAAGUGGCCAUUUAUACGUUUCAUGGGCAUGCAAGAACCUGCCUCUUCCAUCUUUUCCAUUCUAAAUGGACUUGUUGCAGUUUAUAUGCUGAUCCAAUUCAGGAAGCAAGUCCCAUCAACUGCUCCCAUGUAUGAAACCUGGCAUGGAUAUUUUGCUGUCCAGAUCAACACAUGGGUUUGGUCGACUGUUUUCCACUUCAGAGAUGUAACAUGGACCGAGAAAAUGGACUACAUAUCUGCCUUUUCACUCAUAGUUUCUGGAUUAGUGAUGUUCAUUUUAAGGGUCUUUUGUGUGAAAGGUAAUACACUCAACCUGAAAGUAGCCAUUCCUGCAGUAUCUGUGAUCGGCAUCUUCUUCUUGUCACAUGCAUUCUAUCUGGGCUUUACCAAGUUCAGUUAUGGCUAUAACCUUAAAGUCAAUUUAACAUUUGCUUUGAUCAGCUCAGUUGCUUGGAUUCUUUGGUCCAUUGUCGUUCGUUCAAGACAACGCUAUGUAUGGAAAGCAAUCCUUUCCAUUCUGUCAGGCAACUUGUUAACCCUUCUUGAAGUCUUUGACUUUCCUCCAAUUUGGUGGGUGUUUGAUGCUCAUUCUAUUUGGCAUGGAGGCACUGCACCCCUUGCUGUUGUUUUCUACAGUUUUGUGAUUGAUGACUGCCUGUAUUUGAAUGAGGAGUACAUGAAAACACCAGACUUUCGAAGAAAAGGAGUGUAAUUCUGGAGUAGAAGUAACUGUUUUAGAUAUUGCUGCUGCUUACUUUUCUAAAAAGUACUUAUAAAUAAGUUCAUACAGAAGUGCCGCAGUGUUCAGAAAUUUUUGAUUGAAAUUGUUUGCUUUUUGGAAAUCUUUAACACUCAGGCAAUUAAGAAUUUUGAGGAGUUUCUCAUCUGCAUUUAUGAAGUACAUUUUGUAUAUGGCGUGAACUCAGAAAUUAAGUAUGCAAUCCAAGCUUUGUGCAAUGUUUAAAAGUACAUGAAAUUGUUGUUGCACCGAAAGAUAUUGUGCAUGUAAUUGUAUGCAGAAUGUUGGUGUUUUCUAUUGUGUAACUGGUUCACUCUACAAAUUAGCAUCUCUAAUGAUCAAUUCACUGCAUAUGGGCUGUUGUAGGAAUUUCCAUCAAAAGUCAAUAUUUGGGCAGAAUAACAGAUUGUUAAUGAAACUCACCGGAUAUAAUUAAUGCACAAAUGUACAUGCAUCCUCAUUAAUAAGAGGUCCUUCGGACUUGGCAAAUUACCUUGUUAUAACAGGAACC